Molecule: messenger RNA, 2219 nt
Organism: Cryptomeria japonica (Japanese cedar)
Lineage: Eukaryota; Viridiplantae; Streptophyta; Pinopsida; Cupressales; Cupressaceae
Product: phosphoacetylglucosamine mutase
Exons: 9
Coding region: 245-1909 (554 amino acids)
Biological process (GO): carbohydrate metabolic process; UDP-N-acetylglucosamine biosynthetic process
Molecular function (GO): phosphoacetylglucosamine mutase activity; magnesium ion binding
Source: RefSeq, a predicted model, not a curated record
AAAACAAUCGAAAAAUUCUAGCUCACGCUCAGUUUAUUUUAAGGAGAAUACGUUAAGGGCUCCUUAACGUGAACCAGCAUAUUCGAACAUAAAUAUCCGUCAAGGCAUUCAGAAAAAAACAGUCGCGACGAAUAAAAGACGGCGGAGGCAUGAACGGAUGAGAUGUAUUCACCCCUAUGGCGUAAUUUUUUUAAAACAUAAUUCACAGUGAAUUGUAAAACAGUUAUAGCAGAGGCGCAGGAGAAUGGAUGAAGCAAUACAUUUAAUUCUCCAGUCUGCUUCUGCCUUUCCCCCACCACCAGGUAUCAAAUUUGCUUAUGGAACAGCAGGGUUCCGAUCAAAUGCUUCACUCUUGUCAUCAACAGUGUUCAGAGCUGGAAUUGUGGCUGCUCUGAGGUCAUUGAAAAGUGGAUCUGUUAUUGGACUAAUGAUCACAGCCUCACAUAAUCCAGCUUCUGACAAUGGUGUGAAGGUUGCAGAUCCAGGAGGUGGCAUGUUGACCCAGGACUGGGAACCAUUUGCUGAGGCCUUGGCAAAUGCUGUCAAUCCAGAGGAUUUUGUACAAACAAUUAAGGAGUUCAUGAGGAAUGAAGGUAUAUCAUUCAAAGAAGCAUGUUCUGGGGAGGUACUUGUAGCAAGAGACACAAGGCCUAGUGGAGAGUCACUACUUGGUGCUGCCAUGCGAGGAAUUAGAGCUGUAAAAGGAGUUGUAGCUGUAGACAUGGGUAUCUUGACAACUCCACAACUUCACUGGAUGGUCCGGAACAGAAACAGAUCUACGCCAGCAACAGAAUUUGAUUAUUACACACAACUCUCAAGCUCAUUCAGGACUUUAAUGUCAUUGAGCCUCAAAGUGCUCGAAUCAGAACCUUAUACAGGAGAUGUGGUAGUAGAUGGAGCCAAUGGAGUGGGUGCAGAAAAGUUGUCUCUGUUGCUGUCUUUUCUGGAGGGUCUAGAAAUGCAGAUCAAGAACUCUGGCAAGGAAGGGGAAGGUGGCCUCAAUGAAAGAGUUGGGGCUGACUUUGUGCAGAAAGAGAAGGUGAUUCCCUGUGGAUUUGGAGUUGGUGAUGUUGGAAAAAGGUGUGCAAGCUUUGAUGGUGAUGCAGACAGACUUGUUUAUUUCUAUAUCUCAUCCUUGGAAAAGCAGAGCAUUGAUCUUAUUGAUGGUGAUAAAAUCUUGACUCUAUUUGCUAUUUUCAUCAACCAGCAGUUGAACUGUCUCCAAGAGAAAUGCCAUUCAUUUAAGCUGGGAAUCGUGCAGACUGCUUAUGCUAAUGGAGCUUCCACAAAUUACUUGAGGUAUCUUGGGUUGGAAGUUGUGUUCACUCUCACUGGAGUGAAAUACUUACAUGAGAAGGCUGCUGAAUAUGAUAUUGGAAUAUACUUUGAAGCAAAUGGACAUGGAACUAUUUUGUUUUCUGAGAAAUUCUUAGCAUGGCUUAGUGCUUUGAAUGAAGAGCUUGGUUCUUUUUCAACAGGCUUGGAGCAGCUCAAGGCUGUUCAAAGAUUGUUGGCAGUCAGUAAGUUGAUCAAUCAAGCAACAGGAGAUGCAUUGAGUGGCUGCUUGUUGGUAGAAGCUAUUCUUCAUUACAUGGGAUUCUCCAUUCAAACAUGGAACAAACUUUAUCAGGACCUUCCAAGCAGACAAAUAAAGGUAAAAGUUGCAGAUAAAACAUCUAUAGUCACCACUGAUGCAGAAACUAGGGUGUUGAGGCCCUUGGGACUUCAGGAAGCAAUUGAUUCUGAAGUUGCAAAACAUUCCCAGGGGCGGGCAUUUGUUCGUCCCUCUGGUACAGAGGAUGCAGUACGAGUCUAUGCUGAGGCCCUAACACAAGAGGCUGCAGACAGUCUGGCUCAAGCAAUUGCUGAGCAUGUGCACCAAUUUGCAGGACUUGUAAGUGCCACAUGAUGAAUGGAUGCUUUUGAAAGAAAAUGCUUAUGCAAAAGGAGGUUUAAUCUUAUAGAGAGAGUUCCUAUCUUUUUCUUCCUUUAUGCAUUUUUCCAGAAUGGGAAUGCAUCAGAUGGAGGGUUUCAUUACUCAGAGCACAUUCCCAUCCCAUAUCAUGUAACUGUUGCUUAUUUGGAAUUUCAUUGUUAAUAUCCUUUAAACUGCAAACUCAACUAAAAAUAGUAUAGUUCAUUGUUGGUUCUGAGACAAUCAAGUCAUGAACAUGUGUAGGAGUUACGAGGCUUAAUUUUUUUACUUGUCAAUUUUGUGA